CCAAUAGAAAUUCGAGACAACAGAAUGAGUGAAGAAAAAGAACCACUUAUCCCCAGCAACGAGGGGCCCUGUUCAUGGCCCACAGGAGGGCGGUUGUUCAAAGUAAACGUGAAUGGAGUAAUUAUAACGAGGUGGAUGCAGCUGGACAAUGAUGUUGCACUUUUGCAUCAAGCAGUUCAAUCUUGCUACGACCGACAGACUGGAUCACAAGUAAGAAUAGGUAAACUGUACUCGGAAAGUAAGAAUACUGAUCUAUCUCCAGACAAACAGCUGUCUUUCUACUUUGCCAACGCUGACAAAGAUGACAUAGAACUACGUGCACGUGCCGCAGACGCAAGACAACUGUUGUCAACUGAGAACCAAUUUUCUUCCUCAUCGUCCAGUGAAGAAAUUCAUGAACUAGACAACACUCGGCCAGAUUCCAACACUCCGCGAGAUUCCACCAACACUUUGCGAAGAACUCCAGAUUCUGAUCUCUAUAUGAAUGGUGAAUACGAAGAUAAGCAAAUUGCAAUGAAUCAACGCAUGUUCUACUUGAUUUCCCUUUUGUCCUUUCUCUGGAAUCCUGUAAAAAAGGAAGAGUUAGACAAAGGGAAUCCUACAAAAAAGGAAGAGUUAGGCAAACGGAAUCCUGCAAAAAAAGAAGAGGUAGACAAAGGGAAUCCUGCAAAAAAGGAAGAGUUCGACAAAUGUGUCUUUUGGAGGCAAAUUUUAGGACAAUUAGCAUUCUUCUUGUUAGCUGUGUUCUACAUCUUCUACAUCGUCUACUGCCCAUUUCUAGGAAAACACGGAUUCGCAUUCUCUCUGGGAAAUCCUCCUGGACUGAGUCACGUCUAUUUCAUUGUGCAAGGUAUAAGAUACUUAGUGUUCUACGUGCUGGGAAUGUGGGAAUGUUACAAGGGUAAUAUUCACUUUGUCAUCAAAGAAUGUUCAACCCAAGUAGUCGGAAAUGACCAGUCUGAAUGGAAUACAAUCAGUCGAUACAUGACCUAUACAGCUGUAGUCAGCAUUGUGUUUAUUAUGCUACCAGGAGUCUUCAUUAUCCCAGCAUUAGCUUCAAUGCAACAGUGUAAUCAUCAUUUGUAUAACGACACACUUGGUCUGCUCAACAGCACAGUUCCAGUUGAAGUAGGAGGGUACAUUCUAUUUAACAUGAUCUCACUGCCUCUCUUCUUAACAAUAUUAUUCAUUGUGAAACUCCAUGAGACUGAACUAAAAGCAUUCUCAAAUUGCAUAUCUACAAGAAAACUUGAAAAAGAAGAGCGUGACACUUCAGUUCAAAUGUUCAAAAAAAUUCAAAGCACUUUGCAUCAAUCAUCAAAAAACCAGCGUGGCAUUUUGUCGGUGUACUAUUUUACCAUGUUACUGUGGCUCAAUGUUUGUGUUUGGUUAGUAGUACACAAAUGGGUCGCUUUCCAUUACUGGCUAAAAUCUCCAUUAAAUAAAAUUGACACUUGCUGGAUUCCUCCAGAAGCAACUCGAUACACUACAAUAUUUGUCACUCAACUAGUCUGGUUCUAUGUUUAUCCUCUCUACUGUGUUUCCAAACUGCCAAGACUGCAGAAGAAGCUGGUAGUUGAAAUAUCACGAAUCAACUAUGAACGUCGAGCUGAAAAAAGUCUCAUGGUCAGAGAAUACAGAACAUGGCAUCGACUUGUGACUAUUGUUUCAAUUGAUUUGGAUCAUGAGCCUCGAUUCACAGUGUUCUGGUGUCUACCCAUAUCUGUCUUUACCACAGUGUUGCUUGUCUGCAUCACACCUGUCCUGCCAAUAGUGUGGAAAGUGGUUACGAAUAAUCCAUAAACUAUCUGAGCUCAUUUUCUAGACCAUUUGUUAUCUAGACAAUGCAUUUUUCUACAUUAUUAUUAACGCUAUGCUACUGUAUUUGUCAUAUGUGGAAUAUUGUAUAAUGUUACAUUUAAAUUAUCUAAACUGAAACAAUAUAUUUUUCAUAACCAAUCUUCAUUAAACUUAAGU
This is a messenger RNA of Corticium candelabrum, 1977 nucleotides long. RefSeq lists its product as uncharacterized. The transcript has a single exon. NCBI's taxonomy places the organism in Eukaryota, Metazoa, Porifera, Homoscleromorpha, Homosclerophorida, Plakinidae. The coding region runs from base 25 to 1803 and encodes 592 amino acids. The record is from RefSeq and is a predicted model, not a curated record.